AUGAUUUCAACAAUCGGCACAACAGCAAUACAAACAACUACAGCACCAAACUCGUUAGUCAUGAAUCCAACAUCUAUGUUAGUAGAGAUGAAAAGCUUCAUUCCUUCUUCAUAUACUUUUGAAACAGAAAUCCAGAAGAUAAAGCAAGAACUUUUAACAAGUAAUUUAGACUGUAGUGCGAAAGAUGAAACAAAUGAACAGUAUCUUUAUGAAAUGCAGGACAUUAUUGACCAUUUACCUAAACUACCUGAAAUCCAACAACAAAAACUCACUAUUCCUGAAUUCGACGAAAUUGAAGUGAAACCAACUGACUCAGUAGAAAUAAAGAAGUUCAUUCGUAAGGUAAACUAUGAGUUUCUAGGAUUUCAUUGCAACCAUAAGGUUAUGGACAAAGAUUGCGACAUGGUAUAUAAGAAUGUUUCUGACAUAUAUAAAUCUGAAGAAUUUAAGACCUACGACAACUUUGUUUCGUUAGUUGCAGAAU
Messenger RNA from Trichomonas vaginalis G3, 484 nucleotides. Its product is annotated as organellar and viral DNA polymerase type B. The annotation marks the transcript as partial. The record is from RefSeq and is a predicted model, not a curated record. Lineage: Eukaryota; Parabasalia; Trichomonadida; Trichomonadidae. The transcript has a single exon.